Molecule: messenger RNA, 7119 nt
Organism: Lineus longissimus
Lineage: Eukaryota; Metazoa; Nemertea; Pilidiophora; Heteronemertea; Lineidae
Product: serine/threonine-protein kinase Nek1-like
Exons: 31
Coding region: 372-4925 (1517 amino acids)
Biological process (GO): protein phosphorylation
Molecular function (GO): ATP binding; protein kinase activity
Source: RefSeq, a predicted model, not a curated record
UUAGACUGUAGCCUAAAUUCCUGAAUGCCGAAAAAGUAUGGCUGUCAAAAACAAAAUGAAAGUUGCUAAUUUCAUGAAUUUUGGACUAGGAAAAUCGUGUUUUUUUGUGCCUAAGUGACUCCUGAUUUAAUAACUGAGUCACACAAAGUCAUUGCUGAUAUACCAAUAAUUAUAUAGCGGGCUGAAGCCGAGUGAGAGAGAGAGUGUCUCGGUAUGAGGCCAGUGUUGCCAUGAGGGUUCCAAUGACGAUGGAGUGUUCAGGCCAGUUCUGUUAGUGUAUAGACUGUAGUGCAGCCACAGAUGUCAAUCACUGUCAAGGCUCUGCGUGCAAAUAUUUUGUUAAAUUUAAGGACUAAGUUGAGAGAGCCAAGAUGGACCGGUACCAGAAGAUAAAGAAGAUAGGUGAAGGCUCUUUUGGGAAGGCAUUUCUUGUAAAGUCUAAGAGAGAUGGCCAGCAGUAUGUCAUCAAGGAAAUCAACAUUGUUAGGAUGUCAAAGAAAGAGCGUGAUGAAGCAAGGAAGGAGGUGGCGCUGCUUGCUCAGAUGAAACAUCCAAACAUCGUGACGUACAGGGAAUCAUUCGAAGAAACUGGUAGUUUAUACAUCUGUAUGGACUUCUGUGAAGCCGGUGAUCUUUAUGGGAAAAUCAACUCACAAAGGGGAAUAUUGUUUCAUGAAGAUCAGGUGCUCGAUUUGUUUGUACAGAUCUGUUUCGCAAUCAAAUACAUUCAUGACAGGAAAAUCUUACACAGAGAUAUCAAAUCACAGAAUAUAUUCUUGACCAAAAAUGGUACAGUCAAACUAGGAGAUUUCGGAAUUGCCAAAGUUCUCAACAGCACGGUGGAACUUGCCCGCACUUGUAUAGGAACGCCAUACUAUCUGUCACCAGAGAUCUGUGAGAACCGGCCAUAUAACAACAAGAGUGAUAUAUGGUCGUUAGGAUGUGUCUUAUAUGAGAUUACUACACUCAAACAUGCCUUUGAAGCGGGCAACAUGAAGAAUCUAGUGUUUAAGAUUGUGCGAGGAUCCUACCCACCGGUCUCAGCUAAAUACAGCUAUGAGCUAAGGAACGUGAUUGCUGCUCUCUUCAAGAGAAACCCAAGGGACCGUCCGUCCGUUAACAACUUGCUGAAGAAGAACUUUCUCGUCAAAAAAGUGGAGAAAUUCAUGGGGAAUGAGGUUAUUGCCAAAGAACUCGCACACACUGUGAUGCAUGGUCAGAAGAUGGCGAAGGAUGUACGGGCACUGCCUCCUGCACCCGCUCCAGUGUCAAGACCUGUGUCUGCACGGAGCGUGCAAGAAAGACGUCCGGAGAGUGCAAGACCAACACCUCGUUAUGAUCCUGCUGCUGUUUAUGGUGCUCCGGUUCGAAAAUCCAAGGACAAUGCUGCACGGCGCUCCAAUUCUAGAGAUGCACCAAGGAAAUCCUCUGAUGUUGAUAGGAAGAGGGCGGCCAUUGCCGCUGUUGCUGCUUCUAAUAAUGAAAUUGCCAAGAAAAGAAAAGAAUUACUGGAGAAGGAAAAGGCAAGGCGUCUACACCAAAAGGAGAAUGAGUUUGCUGUGCAACAUAAGGCCAUCGUGGAUAAACAAAAGGUGGCACGCAUCAAUAAGGCGCGAGAGGAGGGUUGGAAAGGUCUCAUGGAAUCUCUCAGCUCAAAUGAGGACACGAAAAGUUCAGGGGAAAGUCGUCCAAAGACACCGCAGCAGCCAGUCAAAAGAAACAUUCCAUCGCCAGCCUUCAGGCCGCUGCCUGUUGGUGGCGCCCCUCAGAGAAUGCCUGUAAACGACCGUGGGAAAUAUGACCACUACAAUGAAUUCUUGGACAAGUUGGCAGCAGAACGAGGAGAUCGUCAGAGAGAUGCGGCACCAAAGGAUUACAUGAAUGCUGGUGAAGGUCCCCAGAUUGCUGCACGACAAGGUCAUCACGAUCAACAGUUAGGUGCCAAGGCAGCGGAGCAAGCCAGAGUGGUGGAGGAGUACAUGAACCGUAAGAAGGAGGCGGCAUAUUACAAACAGAGAGGUCAGGCACAGGUGCGGGGUGUCCAGCGACGACCUGACAGUGCCAGGGGUGGAGCAGGUGAUGCCAGGCCGGUGAAGAGAGAGUGGGCAGAGAUAGAUGCCAAGAAUGAAGAGGAGAAGGAAUAUUUAGCAAGAUUGAAGCAGAUACGACUACAGAAUUUCAACGAGAGAAGAAACAUGAGGCAGGAGGGUGUGGCUAAACAAGGAGCUGGGGUCAAGGGUGCAUUGAAUGCCGACGCAGAACAACGGAAGAAGAAGAUUGAAGCCCUGAAAGCUCAGGCUGAUGAGCGCGCAAACAAGUUAAAGGUUCAGCUUGAACAGAAGAGACGCGAAGCUUAUGAGAAGGAGAAAUAUGCCAGAGAGAGAGACCGAGGGUUUGAACAGAAACCACUGUUCCCAGUUGAACCACCCAGAAAGGGUGAGGCAGCUCCAGCAAUCUCCAUCACACAGGCCAUGUCAGCUAUCGGUGCCAAGCCACAGGUUGAGAGCAGCAGUGAAAAGGUUGAACCCGCUCCUGUUAUUCCUAUCACACAAGCUAUGGCGGCUAUCGGUGCGCGGAAAGAAGUCGAAUCAAGUAUUGAGAAAUCACCACUCCAGAAGAAGAAAGAUGCAAUACUUCGCCGAGUCAAUGAAAAACCUCGUCCCAAGUGGGGAAAUAGGGACGAGGGUCUAUUCCUUGCCAAUAUGGAAUUAGAGGAGACGGCCUCAGGAAUGGAAGCCACGAGUGUUCGUGAUUCAGUCGUGUUAGGUGGCGACAGCAAACCCAAGGAGGAACGUAAAAGGUGGGGUGCACCGGAAGAACUUAAGAAUAAGGAGGAGGUCGACCCGGAUGUGUUACCAAGUGCACGGAGACAGUGGGGAGGCAUGCAUGAGAGUCUGAUUAAUAAACUGAGUGAGGCAGAUAUACAGGCGACAGUGACGUUAGUGAAGAAAGAGGAAGAAAGUCCAGGUAAACCCCGAGUUGGUGAAACCAUCGUGAUAACCACCCAGCCCCCGACGCCAAAGGCUCAUGGGACGAUAACAUUAUCCAAAGAUGACACCAAAUCAAAAGACGAAGAAAUCAAAGACCCAGAUGCAUCCAAAUUGGCUCCGGGAGAUGGUGGCUUUAUAAAAGGUGCUGGGGUUACAAUAAUAAUCUCUGACCGGGAGGAAGGAGAUCAACAGAGAAGACCUCUCCCGAGACCAAGAACCCCAAGCCCUCAACCAGAAGUGCCGCCUGUUAUCUCGGACAGAGAGGAAGGUGAUAAACCAAGAAGGCCUCAACCAAGACCAAGAUCACGAUCGCCGAGCCCACAACCAAGAGUGCUACCUGAGUUGAAACCAAGGAAAGAGAAGGUGUCUGGUUCAGAUUCUGAUGAAGAACCGAAGGCAGCGGUAAAAGGAAAACGGUCAAAGUCACAGCUAGCCUGCCUCAAGGCUAAGAGUGAUAAGACAUCAGAAGGUGAUCUGGGUGAUGUGUCAUAUGGCAGUGAACCGAAGCCUGAGGAAACAGAUGACGUGAAACCAGAUGUAGCUGUGACGGCAGAUAGGUCUGUAAAACCUGUGAUAGCCCCUGAGCCAGAUAUUGCUGUCAAUGCUACUCUAACUUCACCCAGCAAGCCUGAUGUUCCCACGAAGCCAGUGGUGCCUACUAAGCCUGGUGUGUCUGUGGUGCAAGAUGUACCACCGGAGCCUGACAUGGUCUCCGAUGAACCUGGGAAGCCAAAGUUACCAGCCAAGCCUGUUAUAGAUGCUAGAACUGUCAAUUUCAAAGUCAAGAAGGAAUUGGAAGGUGAAGAUGAAGAUAGAGCAGAAGGAAUCCCUGACACCGAAGAUUCUAAAGCAGAACUUGUUGAGUCUGAAGAUGCUGCACCCCCUGCUGGGAAAGAUGAGAAUGUCCUGCCAAGAGAGGUUUGGGACCUGGAACAACCCUCCCCAUCUCCAGAGAAACCGUCCAGCAAGUUAAAGGAGUCUUUGAAGAAGGAAUCACCUGGUAAGGUUGAUGUGAAAGGACCGACAGAGGUGAAUGCAUCACAGGGCGGGAAGCUGUUUGAUAAGGUCGAGUUGGAGGAGGCAGACGAUCAGAAUGUUGAUGAUAUGAAGGUGGAAGAGUUUGAGGAAGAAGAGACUAACCCAAGCUAUCAGAAGACCAUCUCUGGAAUGAAGCUGGGCCUAACCAUUGGACAUUUUGAUCUUCAAAAUAGCAAGAUGUUGAGGACAUGUUCGUUACCAGAUUUAUCCAAGUUGUUCAAGACAAUAGAGGGCAGUCCUGAUGAUGUGGCUCAUGUGCGUUAUUCCCUGGAUUUGCCGUCAUCGCCAAAGAGUCAGGGGGACGAGGAUGGGAACGAGGAUGGGGACGAGGAAGAGGGGGACAAGGAUAGGGAAGAGGAGGGAUCUGAUUCUGAUUCCGAUGUUGACAGUGAUGAAGUUGAUGAAGACUUGGCAAACGUCAUGGCAACCAUGGAGAGUCUCCUCCUCGACAGACAGGACAGCCAGGUUGAGCAUGACAUUGAAGAGCUCAACGACCUGAAGGGCAGUGGGUCGGACUCGGGAAACGAAGCGGACAACGACCGAGAUUCGGCAACAACGACCGGUGACAGCUCCAUCAUCAACACGAUCGUCCCGGGGCAGGAGGAAUGGUGCAACUCUGAUGAUGACGAUGAUGACAAUAACAGCGACCGAGAGCGUGAGGAAGAGGACAUGUUUUGCCGGCUGGAGGCAGCGCGUGCCAAGCUUGAGUCCGAGUUGGGCUGUGAUAGAUUCUUAGAUGUUUACAAGGCAGUACAGGCUGCCCAUGAAGACGAGGAUGAAACCAUUGAAAAUGGUGAGAAGAUAGCGCUUAAGAUUCUUGGUGACAAGGGUCAUCUGUACAACAAGAUCUUACAACUUGUCAUGGCGGACGGAGCUUACAUUGAAGACAAUGACUAACCACUGAUGACCAGUCGGGGCAUUCAUGAUCGAGUUUCCAAGAAGAGAAUAUCAUAGAAACAGCAGCCUGAUCACUCAGAAUUAACGUCCAUUUAUAUUUUACUUAAUUCCUUCCAGUUUGUUAUCGUCCAUGGAAUUCAGAAUCAGAAAUCUUAUCUGCCUUUGUUAGAUUAUCAAAAGCUUGAUGUUUGUAGCUGAUGUUCUACUUUGAUGCUGAUCGAUCAACUGGGCCUGGUCUAGUCCUGCAGUAUUUUGGACUUGCAGGUCAAGGGGGUAAUAUUGUUAGCUCUAGGGCCUACCAACUUCCUUGAAGGGCCUAAUCAGAAGUCACAAUUGCAUGAUAUCACUGCCUUGCACUGACGUAUAGCAUUUUGCAAUGUCAGUUACUAUAUGUAUAAACCCUUUAUAUUGAGGUCCUAAUAUCUUAGCAAAAUGUACGACGGAGUGACUUGAUAAUUCACUGCUCUUCCCCCCAAAAGGUCAUCAGCCUCAGUUUGAGUGACAGAAUAACGUGCAUUUCUAUAGAGGAAACAAGUGGCAGUGAGUUGUCAGGCCUGUACAACUGUAUCUUUGAGACAUAUCAUUAACCGUCCAUGUAACACACGCUUGUCUGUGAUUAUUUUUAGCAUUAUCACGUGCACUGAAUGUUGAGUUUUAUAGCUUGCAGAGAUGACUGUCAGUGGAUGAUAGAUCAAAUGGGAAAUAUUCCAGUUGGAUUUACAUGUAUGAUUGUAGGGUUAUCAGUUCCUACAAACUUGCUUUGGUAUAUGCAUGUAGGUUGGGGAGGGGGGGGUCCGUUUUGCUUACAGGAAAUAGGCCCGGGUUGGACAGGGUUCAUGAAUUUGUGUAUGCUAGUACCCAAGUCGUGAAUUUUGUGAACCAGCUGGGUUGCUUAUAAAAUGCUUUUGCUUAUCCUACAAUGCUGUGUUAUUUCAGAUGUGUAAUUAGUAAAAGUUGCCAAUGAGAUUAAUUAGAAGCCUCUUUGCUUUUGGUGUCUUGAUUAAGCAACAGUUCCCAUCGAGCCUGAGGAGGAUCAACUGCACAACUGAAUUGGUGACUUGUAAGAUCUCACGAAGUGGCUCAACUAGUGAGAUGACCGCUGAUGAGUGGUUCCACCUAGAGUUAUUCAAGCUGUAUGUUUACAGUCAGAAUAACACAUCCUCUCAUAGCAAGCCUUCGUAUUGUUCCUUGAAAACACUCAUCAAUCAAAGCCAUGCUGUAAUUGGCCUGAUUUGGUGAGAUACCUUGGCCAUAAUCCAAAGGCUUGCUAUGGGAGGAUGAAAUGACAUGACUUUCCCAGAAAGGGUGGUCACCCAGAAUCCAUCCAUUUCAAUCAAAAUGCUAAGAAGUCUGAUGAAAACGUCCAAAGCAGUAUUUUGUGCUACAGACCCAGAACUUCCUUUGACUGUGAUUUUUGUUACUGACUUACUUUUGUUGUUAUUAUUGUGUCUGGUCAAAGGGUGAGAUGUCCCGGACCAUUUCUAGCAGUCUUGGUUGACCAGACUGGACAAGUAUUGAAAACUUGUAACUUAUAGAAGAUUGUCACUUGCACUAUUGCACAAUGAGCAUGACUAUUAUUCACAUAGCACAUUUAUCCCACUCCCCUAAAGGCAUGUGAUCCAAGGGGGUCAACUAAACAGUAGGUCUGGUAUCUGGGAAACAAUGCCUUUUAACUUGGUUGUGUAGUGCUUCUUGACUUGUUGGCCAUCUCACCAGUCGCUUGCGUAGUGGCAGCCAUAAGCUUCCUCCAACUGACUCUUCCCUGGGCUUGCCAAGCCACUUGAUGUGGUUCCAGCAAUCCUAGAAGUGACUGGGUGUAUUUGAGGUAGGACACUCGCUGGCACCUGGGCACCUCCUGUAGCCGUUGUUGGCUGGUACUAGCAAAGCUUGCUUGUUCAUCAUCUGGCAUAGUCGUAGUAUGUGCACCAGAAAAGUCAGUUGGUGCAGGUGCACAGGUGCUAGAGAUUGGGGGAUCGACCCUUGAUGUGUAAUUGUGUCUGGGCAGCAGAUAGGUACCUCCUUUCCGCUGUCAUCGCAGGCUUGCCUUGGUGCACAGAGACACUGCCAUCCCUUGGGAGAGGACAACGGCCAACAAGUUGAGAACUUGCUGUUUCAUUCCAUAGUGGCUAGUACUUAUUCCAGUUGAGAUUCUUUAUGUGAGAGAUCAGGUUAUUUCAUUGUAAUAAAAGAGUAU